Messenger RNA from Zychaea mexicana, 975 nucleotides. Its product is annotated as transcription initiation factor IIF, beta subunit-domain-containing protein. Bases 1 to 975 code for a protein of 324 amino acids. Gene Ontology annotation, cellular component: transcription factor TFIIF complex. The transcript has 6 exons. The record is from RefSeq and is a predicted model, not a curated record. Gene Ontology annotation, biological process: transcription by RNA polymerase II; transcription initiation at RNA polymerase II promoter. NCBI's taxonomy places the organism in Eukaryota, Fungi, Mucoromycota, Mucoromycetes, Mucorales, Lichtheimiaceae.
AUGUCUGAUAAUACCACAAAUCCUGACGUCGACGCACUUUUCGAAGAUGAUCCAGGACCAUUAGACGAAGUUGUAGACGAUGACGACGACGACUUGAAGUUGGAUAGUGCUGAUACCAAAGUCUGGCUUGUUAAAGUCCCUAAAUUUCUUGCUGACAAGUGGAAGAAAGUAGAUCAAGAUAACGUGAAUCUAGGAAGUGUACGAAUUUACAGCGAAGCACCACCGGGACGAUCCAGUGCUAUUUCGCUAGUAUUACCAGAGAACGAGACGGAUAAUAUCCCUCGUGAGUACAGUAUCCAUAUUCCACAAGGUGAAGUGAUGAACAAAUACGUCUUCACCCAAGGAGAACAUGGAGUCAAAUCAAUCAACGGCACAGUACAUCAUGAAUGUUCAGCAACACCCACACAGUUUGAACCGUAUCGAGGUAUUAUGCGAAAACGCGUUUUGGAUGCCGGCACGCCUCAACGCACUGUUCAAGUGCUGGGCCAAAACAACCAACCCGUAUUUGUACCUGGCGCCAGCAGUGCAAUGCAAAGCACGGGCUUUUCAGAUUUCAUUGUUGUCUUACACAUGUGCAAAUGUAUAUCGUUGAUUUGUUAUAUUGUCUAUCAGCAAUCCAAAAAGCAAAAGACAGACAACAAAGAAAAGGCCACGCGUAUGCCAAGAAACGAGCUUAUGGACGUACUCUUUGCUGCAUUCGAAAAGUACCCUUACUGGUCAUUCAAGGGUAUUUUGGAGCAUACCAAACAACCAUCACAAUAUCUCAAGGAAGUGCUCUCCGAGAUUUGUAUUCUGAACAAACGAGGUCCGUAUGCAAGCAAUUAUCAAUUAAAACCAGAGUACAAGCAACGGCCGUCUGCGGCUGAGCUUGCAAGCGCUGCUGCUGCGAGCAGCAGUAAGGAUGGUGAUGAUGGCAGUAAUGCAUCUUCAGGCGAUGAGGAGGAUGAAGAGGUCAUGGAAACUAUCAAUGUUUAA